Messenger RNA from Chelonoidis abingdonii (Abingdon island giant tortoise), 2015 nucleotides. RefSeq lists its product as uncharacterized. Lineage: Eukaryota; Metazoa; Chordata; Testudines; Testudinidae. Gene Ontology annotation, molecular function: protein kinase activity; ATP binding. The record is from RefSeq and is a predicted model, not a curated record. Gene Ontology annotation, biological process: protein phosphorylation.
ACCAGGCCCCAGCCAGGUGGGGAAGCCUGAGAACAAAUACAGGCCAGCUCCAAACUUCCUGGUUGGGGAACCGUCAGAAGAUUCACCUGGGCUAGUCUUGGAGACCCACCAGCCUUCUCCCUGCAAAUAGGAAAUCUGCAUAGCCUGGGCAAAUCCGUCAGCACUGAGACAGUGAUCUCUCUGCACAGCUACAUAGGCACAGGCUGGAAGGCUGCUUUUCAGAAUCUGGGGGGCUCUGAUCUGUGGUCUGCUGGCUGACAAGCUUGAACGCUGGUUGAGACAAUGGAGAAGUAUAAGCAAAUACUAACCAUAGGCAGGGGAUCGAGUGCUGAGGUCUUCCUGAUGAGGAACACAGAGACAAAGAAACUGUUUGCCGUGAAAAAAAUCAAGACAGAUCCAUCAAAGAAAAUGAGAACCAAAGAGGCAGUGCUUCAAGAGGUGACCAUCCUGGGCAAACUCAAGCACCCCCACAUUGUAACCUGCCAUGAGCACUUCUUUGAGGAGGAACAUAUGUUCAUCAUCCAGGAUUACUGUGAUGGUGGCUCCCUGGAUGACCACAUUAAGAUGAGGAAGGAGGGGUACUUUCCUGAGAAUACAGUCAUGGAAUGGUUUGUGCAACUAGCUAUGGCUGUUCAGUACAUCCAUUCCAUUAAGAUCCUGCACCGAGAUAUCAAAACAUCCAAUGUGUUUCUCACUAAGAACGGGAUGGUGAAACUGGGGGACUUUGGCAUUUCGAAGGUCAUGAACAGCACCCUGGACAUGGCAAGCACUUUUGUAGGCACACCCUAUUACUUGAGCCCAGAGCUCUGCGAGGAUGUGCCGUACAGCUCCAAGUCAGACAUCUGGGCACUGGGAUGUGUUCUCUUUGAAACGUGUGUCUUAAAGCCACCCUUUGAUGGAAUAAAUCUGGUCAGCUUAUUUUACAAGAUUGUGAAAGGUGAGUAUGCUGCUGUGCCAGAGUGCUAUUCUGAGCCCCUGCAUGGCUUGAUCCAAACCAUCCUGGAGAAGUGCCCAGGAAAGAGACCCAGUGGCAGCAGCAUCCUCAACAUCCCUUAUGUCCAGCAACACCUCAAGCUUUUCCUUCUUCACCAAGAAUCCCAGCUCUUCAAGCAGCAACGUCUGGCAAAGCUCCAUGAGGAGGACAACACAGAUUCCCUCCCAUCCACACCUCAAACUAAGACACUGUUAGCUCACCAAGUGAGAGGAGCCUUAAGGCCAAAGUCAGCUCCACCGUAUGUCAGCACACACAGUCCAGAGCUUUAUGAGCCAGAGGAGCUCUUCAGCACUCUAGGCAGCAGCUCAGAUUACUCUGAAGACUUUGAGCAUGAAAGUGUGUCUUCCAUUGAGGACAACUUAGAAGAUGACAUACCCAUUCCACCUCUGAUCAAGGAGGUGCCAAGAGAGAUAGACCAGUGCAGCUCUCCUGACAGACUAUUACCCUCCAGUCCUCUGAGCACAGAUUUACAAGAGUGGAAGGAUGAGGCAGAGCUGACUGAUUACCCUGAUGAUUUUGAGGAGGUUGAGGAAACCAGCCUGGAGGAGGUGGUGGGCAAUGCUCGCUGUGCAAUCAAGGUGCCAGCUGACAAUGAGGCAUUCCAGGAGGAACAGAUGGAUCACCAAGGGUCUGCUGCUCUCUCCUCCACCCUGAAGACUUUGUGGGAGACAUGCAAAGGUGAGGCUGGACCUUCUCUGUAUGAUGAAAUCACAGGUCAGGCCCAGUUCACCCCUGAGGAUCUGCAACCUCAUUUUGAACAUCGAAUUGGCCCUGACCACCUGGAGACCUGCUAUCUGCUCCUCAGCUUGGACCAGGAAACAACUUAGUCCAGGCCUCUUCAUGGAGACAGCCUGAAGGAAGAGAGUUAGCUGAAGAUACAAAGUAGUGUGCUGCUGAGUAUUGUUCUGGAUUGGCAAAUAAGGUUGCCUGAUGGCCAGUGCUGAGUUUUCACUCAUUGCUUGGUACAUAAGAAUGGCCAUACUGAAUCAGACCAAUGAUCCAUUUAGUCCAGUGCUCUGUC